UUAGGUUUGCCAAACCAAAUAGCCCAAACGGGUUUAGAAAAAAAAGAAGGAAAAGAACUCUUCUAGUUUUCUCUCUCUUCUCUCGAUUCCUCUGCUCUUUCUCUAAACAGUUACACAACAAUGGCGGCUACUCGGAAGUCAAGCGGACCGGUUCUCCGGUCACUUUCACCGGCUGGAAGAUUUUAUUCUCCGGGUCAAAGGACCGGUUCUGCUUUUGCUUCCUCAACUUCCGGUUUUUCAACCGGUUCACAUACAAUUCUCCACAGAUCAACUUCUCCGAACCGUGUGAACUUAUACAGCUCAAGGUCGUCAUCUCCGGCGUCAUCCGUACGGUUUUCUCUGGACCGUUCGACUUCACCGAGCCGGUCUAUUUCUGCUUUAAACCGGAAUCACGUGGUGCAGAACCGGAGUUAUAAAUCCUUGCCUAGUAGCGGUCAGAAGAAGACGUGUAUGUGCUCGCCGACGAAUCAUCCAGGUAUUUGAUGGUUAGAUUCGUUUGGCAGGACUUGAACAGUAAUCAGGAACAUUAUCAGAGACCAGAAUGAACAGAGGAUAAUUAAAAUUUUAAACAUAUUUUGGACAACAUAGAUUUUUGCACUAAAUAGAUAAUUAAUUGAUUACAAAGAUGCUUAAUUGAAGUUAAUCAAUUUUAAAAACAAAUAAUGGUAAAAGGUACUUUUUUAGCCACAAAAACAAAUAAUGGUUCGGGUGACCCUUUAAGUUGGUUUGGUAAGUAACUUUGUCAUGAUUAUAUUCAUUGCCUUUUUUUAAUAGGAUUUUCUUUUCAACAUUUACAAAAGCAAUAUAGUAAUCAUGAGUCAUGACGUUAAGAUUAUUAAUUUGAAACAGAUGGAACACUUCGACUGCACACAAUAUAUGUAUAAAAAUAAUAUCAUAUACUUUAAUGGUAACUGGAUUUUCCCACUGUAUAUAUAAGCUAUUUUCUUAGAUAACUUGCUUUUGGUUCCUUCGGUCGAAUAGCUACUAUAAAGUACUCCCUCCCUCUUAAAUUAUAUGUUAGUGCUUUUACUUAGGAGGUAUUUUUGAUUAUUUGCCUUUAUUUAUAUUUUAUUAGUAUUUGAACAAUUAUAAUAUUAGUUCAUAAUUGAGGUGUUGAUAAUUUUUAAAAAUAAUUAUUACUCAGGUUAAAAUAAAAAAAAAAAUAUAAUUUGUUUUGAAUUUUUAAAAUGAUAAAUAAUUUGAGAGAAAUAUAUUUAGAAAUUACGACAGUUAAUUUGGGACAGAAGGAGCAACAUUAGAAAGAUAUCAAAGCGUAUUUUUUAUUGAAAAUGAUUUAAGCCUUUAAAUAUAUAAGUUAUGUUUUUUUUACUUUGUGUUAAAACAAGGUCUAUACAAAAGUUGCUCAUUUUUUUCUACUUUGAGUUAAAAGAUAGUUUCACAAAAUAUUCCUUUUGUCCAUGUUUGACACUAUCUUUUUAGUCAUUUGAAAAACUGGUCAUCUAUAUAUUAAGUUUGAAAGUAUUUAACUUAGAUUAUUUAUUGUAAAAAUACAAAUAUCAUAACAAAUUUAAGAACACGAGUUCCAAGAGUCUUAAAAUUACCUAAAUUAUAAAUACUAUAUUUAAGUUCAUAUAUUUUAAAACCUUCAUUUAUUCUUUAUUUCCAUACCUGAUCAAAUAAGUGUAUAUAAUUAAAUUGUAAAGAAUAUAUAAUAAGCACUACUAUAACGCAUGAGUUCAGCAAUAUCUUAAUUAUACCGUAUAAAUAACCUAUACGUAUUUCCAAUUUAAAGCGUAUCAUUUUUCAACCGCUAUGUUAGUGUACACGACGUCACUAAAGACAAAGUCGUCGAAAGUUUGGAGCUGCUGCCCAUAGUGUAACACAUUAGGAGAGACCGAGAGAGCAGACAAUUACAGCUAACAAUUUGCUAAACCCAUUAAAUUUACAUUGGGAUAAUUGACAUUGGUUAUUUAUUAAGAAUCCUAUACUAACAUAUCUAAUGUUCUCAAUUUAACAAUUAAUAACAUGGUAGAAUAAAUAAAAUUCGUUCACUUUUAAUUAGAAAAUUUGUGUUUAAUCUACGAAUGAAAAAACAUGUACAAGAAUUAAUUCAAAUAACCGCCUACUUAAUAUCUUAAAUUAAAAUAUUUGAAUAAAAAUCCAAAAAUAUAAUAGAGAACACUAUUUGCGAAUCCGGAUUGGUUGAAGUACCAAAACAAAUAUAGAAUGAAAAACCAAAAAAAGUUCUCAACCUA
Messenger RNA from Nicotiana tabacum (common tobacco), 2216 nucleotides. The record is from RefSeq and is a predicted model, not a curated record. NCBI's taxonomy places the organism in Eukaryota, Viridiplantae, Streptophyta, Magnoliopsida, Solanales, Solanaceae.